Anoplopoma fimbria (sablefish) is the source of this 1831-nucleotide messenger RNA. RefSeq names its product lysophosphatidylserine lipase ABHD12-like. Gene Ontology annotation, biological process: monoacylglycerol catabolic process; phosphatidylserine catabolic process. Gene Ontology annotation, molecular function: monoacylglycerol lipase activity; phosphatidylcholine lysophospholipase A1 activity. NCBI's taxonomy places the organism in Eukaryota, Metazoa, Chordata, Actinopteri, Perciformes, Anoplopomatidae. The record is from RefSeq and is a predicted model, not a curated record. Bases 77 to 1126 code for a protein of 349 amino acids. The transcript is spliced from 13 exons. Gene Ontology annotation, cellular component: endoplasmic reticulum membrane.
ACUGUUUCAUAGACAGAUAAAACGGGAAACUGGGCUGUAGGUUAGCGUAGAUGUUUACGUGAAUACAACUGAUAUAAUGACGAGGAAGAGGGUCGUCAGACAUGAUGCUUCAUCUGCCAGGAAAGUUCAGGGGCCUGCAAAAGUCCAGAAGGAGGCGAAAUCGUCCCGAUGGUGGCUGAAAAGAGGAGUAUUGGCCAUCUUUGUCAUCUUCUUUUUGGGUCCUUACCUGCGGAGAAAACUCCCAGAAUUAAUCCAGCACCUUGUUUACUCUCACAGAAUCAGGGUGCCUUUCUUUGUUGACCUCAGUAGACCCGCUGAUCUCUCCCUUAAUCACACCAUCAACAUGUACUUAACAUCAGAGGAAGGAAUCUCUCUUGGGGUAUGGCACACUGUUCCAGACAGACAGUGGAAAGAGGCUCAGGGGAAGGACUUGGCAUGGUACCAGAACACUUUAAGGGAUGAAAGUCCAGUUUUCAUAUAUCUUCAUGGCAACACAGGCACAAGGGCAGAAACUCAUCGGGUAGGAGUGGCAAAAGUAUUGAGUGCACUGGGUUACCACGUGCUGGUGCCUGACUACAGAGGGUUUGGAGAUUCCACCGGGGAGCCGACUGAAGCCGGUCUGACGACUGAUGCCCUCUACUUAUACAAGUGGGUCAAAGCACGCAGCGGAAACAGCCUGGUCAUCAUCUGGGGACACUCUCUUGGCACUGGAGUGGGCACAAACACUGCAGUAAAACUGAGUGAGCAAGGUGAGGAUGUUGAUGGUGUGAUGCUGGAGGGUGCAUUCAAUAGUGCUCGACAGGAGAUGCCAGGCAAUAUUUUUAACUGGUAUUACUGGAAGUUCCCCGGCGUUGGGUACUUUUUCCCAGAGCCAUGGGCAGACAACAAGGUUGUCUUUCCCACUGAAGAAAAUUUGAAGAAAAUGAGAAAUCCAAUCCUUUUUCUUCAUUCAGAGGACGAUCACUUUGAGAUUGCUCAGCAGAUGUAUGAGGUAGCAGUGAGUGCCCAAAAUGCAGAGCGAGUCAAGCUGGAGUCAUUUGAUGGUUCUCUGGGGUAUCUGCACAACGGCUUGUAUCGUGACCCAAAUCUGCCUGACAUCGUAAAGAAGUUUGUGCUGUCCUUAUAAUGUUGGAAAGACGACUGAAGUAGAAAAUCCAUGCCAAACAUAAUUUGUUUAUUUUUGAUCACACACUACAUUCAAAUCCUUUGCUUUGUCUUUACGACUGUAUAUAUGUUGCAUAACUGUGUGAUUUACUUUAGAUAUGCGAUUUUUAUGAAUCAAAAAUCUUUUUGUCUAGCCAUGUUAUUUUUGGAGCACAUUGGUAGAAUGGUUACAAUGCAUUGGUUACAAAGACAUUGUCAAUGUCAAUGUCUUUACGCUGUCAUCUGGUGAAAAUAAUUGAUAAACUUCAUAAUUUAAGAAUCAAUGCAAAAGUGAAUCAGGCAAACUGAUUAUAAAAUGAUUAUUGUAGGUAAUUUAUUCUUAAUUAUCAGAUAAAGAAAUAGCAAUUCCCUUUAGAGAUGGGAUUUGGAUGAACCAUUGUUGCAGUAGGUGCCCUCUACUGGGCAUUGUAGUGCAGUGAUAAUGCUCAUCUAUAAUACUGACAAAUGAGUUUGGUAAUCCAGGGUUUAAGAUGUCUCUGUGUCACUGACAUUUCAGAACAAUACAAGGAGAACAGCUGGGAGUGUCUGUGGCUUUAGAAAAAAACAUCUUAACCACAGAGUAUACAGCACUGCACUUUGCAUUCAGAUAUGUGUAGGAAUGUCAGUUGAAAUGUCAUUGCUGUUUAAUUACAAUAAAUUUGGUGACUGCCAGUGUCAACAAGUAGUG